GGCUCGGUGGUGCCUAGCGCGACGGAGCAGAAUGAGACCCAGCUGAGCGCAGUAAGUCCUCCGGCUUCUACCUCGCGGUCGGGCACCGGGCUGCGGGCGGCUGCGGGGCGGACACCCUCGGGAGCAGCGGUCACUGUAGGAGGGGUGCAGAGCUGGGAAAGCUUUAAAAAAUCCCCUUGCAGCAGCAUUGAGAUAGAUAGAGCGCUGGCGGUGCCUCGGCACCCACGUGGCUGCCUCUCCUCGGACCAUUGAUAAAGGCCGGCUUCAGCGGGCGCAUUUCAAUGCCACGGAUGUUCCUUGCUCACAAUCUCUGGCGAGGAAAGCGCUGCCGCCUGUGCCAGGAACCGAGGGGGACCGCGCUGUGACCUGAAUGCACAAAACGGGCAAAAUUUCCACUGGGCCGUGGCUGAGUGAGGAUUUGAAGCCGGAGCAGCCGAGCUCACCGCGCUCGUCCCUGUGCUCUGUGUGGCACCCACAGAUGCAGCUCAGUGUGGGACAGCCCCAGCACAUCCGUGUGUUCCCUCUCGUUGGCAACGCAAGAAAGAGGGCUGGUGCUGCUCGUAUUGCAGAGGGAAAACAUAAAGCCAAGCCCUGUGUGGGACUGAAAGCAGGUAGCUCAGUGUAGACUGCGCUGCAGGUGCACAGCACCUGAUAUGGGAGGUGCUUUGGGCUGGUAAGAAAUGGCAGAAUGGGAGCUGCCAGAAGAGAAAGCAGGAGGUGGCAGAGGGGUUAGUGGCUCCCUGAGGCUGGCACACCAAAGAGCAUUUCUCUUCUCCAAGCUAAGCGUGCCAGCACAGCCUCAGUGCCAGCCCAGAUGUCGCUCCUUGAGGUGCAGCAGUAGCACUCCCAGAAGACACAGAGGAACCUGGGCAUGUUGUAAGGCACAGGGAACGCUCUGCAGCCCCAUAGGUUGUGCUCUCAGCACUCACCAUUCAGAAUGUGGUUCUGGAUGGGCUUUGGCACUGCAGUUCCAGGUUGUGGCUACCUCAGGGCACAACCCGCCUGCUGUGUAUGGCAGGGGAUGGGACUGCACCUGAAAACCGCCCACUGCCCAGCCUUCCCAUAAACACAACCCCAUCCUGGGCUGAGGCUGAGCUCAGCAGGGACACAGGACACUUUUCAGUGCUGCCCAGUGAAACCGCUUCAUUUCCAUCACUGGUGCACUUGCAACAUUGCCUCGAUGUGUAGGGACAGUGAGUGUGCUUUUGCUUAUCCAUUCCCACUCUGCUUUGUUCACACACCUGGACAUUAUGUACCUGGCCAUGCCAGCAAUACCCAGGAGCAGCUGCUUGCACUUCAGACAGUUCUUUAGGCACCAGGGAAGGUGAGGGUCAAAGCUGCCUUUUCUUGUAUCAACAAAUGGGUGAGGCCAGAGGGUGUUGUGAAAGCCACGCACAAGGCACAGGCGGAUGUCUCUGUGCUGUGUUGGGCGCUGGGCUCAGGGGAAGAACCUGUUGGGCUGCUCCUCUUCCCAGCAGCAGGUGAUAUCGCCUUUCCCUGCCCCACCUUUUCCAGCAUUUUGAGGUGGGAGCUUAUAAGUGUCAUCUUACAAGUGCAGCAGUAGCCAGAGGACCAGGCAUAACAGCAGAAGGAGGAGCAGGCACUCGAUGUCCUGGUGGUGACGGUGCUGUGGGGCCCAGGGGACAUCUCCUCAGCUCAGCAGGAUCUAUGCCCAGAGGAAGCACCCAUCCUGCACAAGGAGCCAUGGAGAGCACCAGCAGCACCCCAUCAUCGGUGACGCCCCAGUGGGAUGUGUUUCCCCAGAAGACAUUGGGUCCCAUAGACAUCACUAUCCUCGUGCUGUACUUUGUGUUUGUCCUGGCUGUUGGGCUGUGGUCCAUGUGGAAGACACAACGCAGCACGGUGAAAGGCUACUUUCUGGCUGGGGGACAGAUGGUGUGGUGGCCUGUUGGCGCAUCCCUGUUUGCCAGCAAUGUUGGAAGUGGGCACUUCAUUGGCCUGGCAGGGUCAGGAGCUGCAUCAGGAAUCGCUGCAACAGCCUAUGAGUGGAAUGGCAUGUUUUCUGUUUUGGUGCUGGCAUGGUUAUUCCUUCCCAUUUACAUAGCAGCAGGAGUGACCACCAUGCCGGAGUACCUGCAGAAACGCUUUGGUGGAAAAAGAAUCCAGAUAUUCCUGGCUAUUCUCUACUUGUUCAUCUAUAUCUUCACCAAAAUAUCAGUUGAUAUGUAUGCUGGGGCCCUCUUCAUUCAGCAAGCUUUGCACUGGGACCUCUACAUUGCUGUGGCGGGCCUGCUAGCAAUCACUGCUGUCUACACUGUAGCAGGCUUUGUUGAAGUUGGCGGUCUGGAAGGUUUGCAGGCAAAAUACUUUGAUGCCAUUCCCAGCACCCGCAAGGAGAACAGCAGCUGCGGCUUGCCAAGGGAAGACGCUUUCCACAUUUUCCGGGACCCUGUUAACUCCGACCUUCCCUGGCCAGGGGUGCUGGUGGGGAUGACCAUCCCGUCCCUGUGGUACUGGUGUACUGACCAGGUCAUCGUUCAGAGAUCCCUUGCUGCUAAAAACCUCUCACACGCCAAGGGGGGCUCCCUGAUGACCUCCUACCUGAAGAUCUUACCACUCUUCAUGAUGGUGAUGCCGGGCAUGAUCAGCCGGGUCCUCUUCCCAGACCUGGUGGCUUGUGCAGAACCGGAGAUCUGUCAAAAAAUCUGUGGCAACCCAUCCGGCUGUUCUGAUAUCGCUUACCCAAAGCUGGUGAUAGAGCUCCUGCCUGUAGGACUCAGAGGCCUGAUGAUGGCCGUGAUGAUAGCAGCCCUCAUGUCCUCCCUCACGUCCAUCUUUAACAGUGCCAGCACCAUUUUUACCAUGGACCUCUGGAAACACUUCCGGCCUCGAUGCUCCGAGUGGGAGCUCAUGAUCGUUGGCAGGGUCUUUGUGCUGCUACUUACGGUGGUCUCUAUCCUGUGGAUCCCACUGGUCCAGGCUGGCCAGGGUGGACAACUCUUCAUUUACAUCCAAUCCAUCAGCUCCUACCUGCAGCCCCCUGUGGCAAUGGUGUUCAUACUGGGCUGCUUCUGGAAGCGAGCAAAUGAGAAGGGCGCGUUCUGGGGCCUGGUGCUCGGGCUGCUGAUGGGCGUCAUCCGGAUGGUGCUGGACUUCAUCUUCCCUGAGCCCCAGUGCGGGGAGCGGGACACGCGGCCGGGCGUGCUGCGCUACAUGCACUACCUCUACUUCUCCAUGGUCCUGGCGGCCGCCUCCACGCUCACCGUGCUGCUCGUCAGCCUGCUGACGGAACCCCCCUCAGAGGAAAUGGUGCGUCCAUCCCUCACAUUUCUUCCCUUAUUGGUAAAUGGAUGCCCCACGUUACAUCCAUGGGAAUGAGGCGGAGAUAAAUAAUCUGGAAAUGGGCAUUUCCACCCAUUCUUAGUCUAUGAAAACACUUGCAGCAAUCUGUAACAGCAAUCCCUCCUUUGCUCCAGCACCCUGCUGCUUUCCUUUUCAGGUUUUGGUCCCAUACAUCCAGAGUUCCACCCUGGAAACCGGUCAACAGUUGAUGUUACAAAGAGCUGUUCUUAAGUUCAAACAUGUGUGUUUAAUGCAUAACAAACUAGCUUUUUCCCUCUAUUUUCCAAGAAAUUCCAGCUUCUGGGUCAUCUUUAUGAACUCUUACUAAUUUAGUGAGGAACCAUUUUUACUCGCAGAAAAGAGAAAUCAAGGGCAGAGAGCACACUUCCUCUGGAACAGGUUUGUGCCAGUUUGACUACUUUUAAUAGACAUACCGAGGCUACAAAAAAACGUAAAUAGCAGAAAGGAGGGCCUGAAGGGACCUUCAGAAAUCAUACAGCCAAUGCAUCUCUUGCUUCGAGACAGGACUAACCUGGCAUUGCUGAAAGACCCGUGGUGAACUCACCCCCAUAAACCCCCAGAGGGAGGUGCACCGCCAGGUCGAGAUCCUGCCCCUCUUGGCAGAAGUUUUUCCUCUUCUCCAACUUGAAUCUUUCCAGCUUCGUGUUGUGCUCAUCCCUUCCUGUCUGCCCUGUCACUGGUAUCGAGAACACUCCUCUUUAAUGAGCCUUUGACGUAUUUGAUGAAAAUGAUCCUAUCUCCCAUCUCUCUUUUCUUCUCUAAACAUCCCCCGUUCUGUGAGUCAUUCCUCACUGGCCACAGUUCCCAUUCUUUUGCUCCCUUCCCUGGCCCACUCAGGCUGCAUCCAGUGAUAGCCACAGAGUAACCAAAAGCGAAGACCUCCAUCCUUCCAAGAGCUCUCGGGCUGCAGAUAAAACUAAUCCACCGCCGCUCUGCCACCAGCAGCGGAGCACUGAGCCGUUCACCUGCUCCAGCAGAGCGGGAGAACAGACUUCGACCCCUCACAGUGUUCUCUCUGCAGGCUGCUGUACUGCUCAGGCAGUCCUUUAAGCGACCGCAAAGCAGUUUAACACCACUCUUCAUGCCAUCAGAUAAGUCGGCUUACCUGGUUCACACGUGGGGAUCCUCCAGCCAAGAAAGACCUAUCGGUCAGCACUUCUCCUGACACUGCCAAAGGAGCGCGCGAAGCUGAGCGUCCAGCUCUCCAGAUUGAUAUAAGCAUUGCUUCUGAAAAUAGUACAAAUGAUAACAAAUGUAAGUGCCCCAACACCGUACUCAGUAACACCUACAAUUAACAACUCUAGGCGUUAUGUAAAGGCUCUGAAGACAAGAACAGUUAAAACUGCUUCCUCUGGAUUUCUGUAUCUUCAGGGCAUGCUAAAGGGUUUUUACCUGACAGUUUCACCUAAGCUAAAGCUUAGUUUCUUUUCCAUCUCUUGAUGGCAUUACAUAUGCUUGAAAUCAAGAAGGAGCUGGAUGGGAUACAGAAAGCCAUGCCACUGUCCUGCAUAGAGCCUAGCGCUGCCUGCACCUGCUGCAAGGAGAAGUGAUUGAAAGGGGAGGGUGGAGGAAAAACACAAUUACUUUCAUGAAAUUCCAUUUCUGUUUUUCAGUGAUGUUUUCUGAUGGACUCUAGCAGCAGGGAGAACCCAGAGCCCUGGGCGGAGCUCUUGACAGAUCAGUGAAGGAGGAUUUACAUUUUUUAAAACUUGUACUUGUCGGUAUUAGGUACAAACAUGCAUAGCAACUCAUUCUGCAUUUUCCAGCAAUGAUUACCAUCACUUGUUUUUGCCAGGCUUGGGACUCUGUUUAUGCAACUGUGCAGCUGUGUAUUCCUCUGAUCUAUAAAAAGCUAAGGAAAAGAUCAGUAAGGUAACGAGGAAGUGAAGCACAGAUCUCCCAGUGCUGAGAAGUCUUAUUCUUGUUGCAAACUGGCACUUUGUCCCACAUGGCCCAACCCACCCCAAAGCUGGGAGAAUUCGUUUCCCGCACAUGUAAUGUGGAGUAGCCCUAAGUGGACACAGUAUGCACGUGGCAAAGGAAGCUGAUGGGCUCCAAGUACUUAGAGAUGGGCUUUUAGGUUUGGUACUGUUACUGCUUCCUAAAAUGUUGGGAAGAGCAGAGCUUGAGCUCAGACCUCUAAGGUAGAAAGAAACAGACCCUACAGCCCCAAAUAGAUGUUAUUUGCAGGGUUUCCCACACCUCAGUGUAGCUAGCAUACUCGUUUAAAGAGCGAGGAUGCACUUCUGCAUCAAAACCCUUUGUGCAGGGCUAUACUGACAUAUACCUGGGAUUUGCUGUUGGUGACACUUACACCUUGCUCUGUGCUGGCUCUGUAGGUCCGACUGGCACCAAAAAGGACUCGAAGCUGGUGAGGACCCUCCUGUGGCUCUGUGGGAUGGAACGCAGACAGGAGAACCCUGAGGAUGUGGCGCCAGCUAAACCCGAGCGUCCCAUGGCUUCCCUGGAGGAGAACCCGCUGGUGAAACACAUCCUGAACAUCAACUUGAUACUGAGCAUAUGCGCAGGGGUCUUCCUCUGGGCCUACUUCGCAUAGCAGUCCGCCGCUUGAUCCCAGAUGACAUCAACUAAUGUUAACUGGUGUAAAUAAUAAUAAUUAGCAGAGGGUUAAUGUAA
Gallus gallus (chicken) is the source of this 5961-nucleotide messenger RNA. RefSeq names its product solute carrier family 5 member 11 (gene SLC5A11). Gene Ontology annotation, molecular function: D-glucose:sodium symporter activity. The coding region runs from base 1669 to 3339 and encodes 556 amino acids. Gene Ontology annotation, biological process: transmembrane transport. The transcript is spliced from 13 exons. The record is from RefSeq and is a predicted model, not a curated record. Gene Ontology annotation, cellular component: plasma membrane. Lineage: Eukaryota; Metazoa; Chordata; Aves; Galliformes; Phasianidae.